AUGGCAAAAAUAUUCUGCUCCAGUGAUUCAAUUGUUGUGGCAGCAGAUACAACUCUUUUUGUUUUUCAAUAUGCCAUUACUGAUGCUAAUCUUCAUAUAGAGCUGACAAGGACUGUUGAUGUUGAUAUCAAGCUGACGACUGUCCCAGAUUCAGAAGUUGUCGAGGAUGACGACGAAAACGCUGCAGAAGCAGUCAAUUCUUUGAAUGAAAAAAAACAGAAGUUGCCGGAGGCUGAAAAACAGGUUUUAGACGGUCACUUCUCUGCAGAUGGUAUGUUAUUUGCAGUCGUUACUUCUAUGAAAACUUGCGUUGUUUACGAUACAACUAGAAGCUGGGAAUUGAAAUGUGCUCCUUUUCGGCUACCAAAAGCACCAACAUCCGUCGUUUUUGAUUCCACGUCUACCUGGGUCAUUGUGGGCGAUCGAGCUGGUAGCGUGAUCCGAUAUGGUUUAGAGGCUUCUGAAAAGAAGGAAGAAGCGGUGGACGGUAAGAGAGGAGAACUGUUACUUGGUCAUGUUUCUAUGGUUCUUGAUAUUGCAAUCUCACCUUGUGAUCGAUACAUAGCCAGUUCGGAUCGGGAUGAAAAGAUUCGGAUAUCUCGUUAUCCUCAGACGUUUGUUAUACAUCGAUUUUGUCUUGGUCAUGAAUCUUAUGUUAACUGUGUUACGUUUGUGAAAAACUUGCUUUUUUCUUCAGGAGGAGAUGGCACUGUUCGUGUUUGGCACACCGACGAUGGAAGUUUAACAGCUGUCUGCAACUUCUUUGUCAAUUGCCGAAUUCGUGUUACUCGGAUUUUGCCAUCUGGAGAAGAUAUUUUUACUAUAAUUGUCCUUUGUGAAGAAAGUGAUUUUAUUGAUAUAGUUCGUUUCGAUUACACUCAGAAAACAUUUAUCAAAUCUGUCACGUUGGCUGCUGCAGAACGGGUGACAGAUGUGGAUUUUUUGCCGCAAAGUAGAAGUUUCGUUGUUCUUACAAGAGGAGGGUUUUAUUUUGGAUUUGUGGAGGAGAAUCCUCAAAUGAAAGCUGUUGCCAAUUUUGCUUCUGAAGUCAAAACUCUUCUGAAGAGUGCCAAAGAAAUUUCAUUAUCUCUGGAAAAGAGGAUUGGUUUUAACAACGUUGAAGAGUAUCAUCAAAGGAAGAAUGAGAGAAUCUUGAAAAGAAAAAGACCAUUGGAAUCACCGAUUAAUUAG
Enterobius vermicularis (human pinworm) is the source of this 1191-nucleotide messenger RNA. The record is from the annotation of a GenBank genome assembly. NCBI's taxonomy places the organism in Eukaryota, Metazoa, Nematoda, Chromadorea, Rhabditida, Oxyuridae.